This is a messenger RNA of Monoraphidium neglectum, 1794 nucleotides long. RefSeq lists its product as hypothetical. The transcript is spliced from 9 exons. The annotation marks the transcript as partial. Gene Ontology annotation, cellular component: ubiquitin ligase complex; cytoplasm. Gene Ontology annotation, molecular function: zinc ion binding; ubiquitin protein ligase activity. Gene Ontology annotation, biological process: ubiquitin-dependent protein catabolic process via the N-end rule pathway; protein ubiquitination. The record is from RefSeq and is a predicted model, not a curated record. Lineage: Eukaryota; Viridiplantae; Chlorophyta; Chlorophyceae; Sphaeropleales; Selenastraceae.
AUGCAGAACCAGAUGCACGCAGAAGGCAUCCAGCAUCCUCCGCCGGAUGCGCGCUGGAUCUUGGACCCGCUGGGGUGCCUGCAGGCGAGCGGGGCGCUGCGCUGCGCUGGGGCCAACAGGGGGGCGGCGGAAACCCUCAUUUGUUAUAGCUGCGAACAGAUGCUCUGCCGCGCCGGCGGCCACGCGACGCACGCCGCGCUCCUCUCGUCGCUGCAGCCGGCCGAGGGGGGCGCGCAGUGCAGCAACGUGUGGACGGCGGGGACGAUCGCAUACCGAUGCAAGACGUGCCAGACCAACCCGACGGCCGCUGUCUGCAUAGAUUGCUUCAGAGCAGGCGGCCACGAGGCGCACGACUGGGUCCAGUACCGUAGUGGCAGCGGUGGGUGCCGGCGGCACUCGGGGGCGCCAGGGCCGUGGGGUUGGGCGGAUGCAGGGGGCUGGCCGGGUCACGUCGGCGGGCCGCAGGCGUGCGGCGGCGGCCACACGGCCCGCAAUUGUCCAGCCAGCGUGCGCGUGCGACCGACCGCGGUGCCCGCCCAGCGCACCGCCCUUGCCCAGCGCACCGCCCUUGCCCAGCGCGCCGCCCUGACAUCCACCUCGCCGCGCCGGUGGCCGCCGCAGGGGGCUGCUGCGACUCGCCACUCCCAAGUGCGACGCUUUGCUGCGCCCGUGCGGCGGCCUGUCGCGCUCUCCAACCCGCCGCGCCCGCCCCCGGACCCCGCCGCGCCCGCAGGCUGCUGCCCGCGCCACCGGCCGCGUGAGCUGGCGCCGGACCAGCCGAGGCUCAGCCCGCCGCUGCUGGAGUGCGUCACGACGGCGGUCGGCUUGGUCAUGGCGCGGCUGCUCGUCGCCAUAGAGGCGUGCUCGCUGGCGGCCGCCGGCGGCGGCGCGCACGCGGCGCACGAGCAGGCCAUCGCCGUCUCCCUCUGCCAGUGGCUGCAGCCCCUGAUCCGGAUCGGCGCCGUCCGCUCCGUCGCGUGCGCGAUCGUCUCGGCGGCCCUGCCGCCUCCGGCCCAGCCCCAACCUGAGGCCCCGGCGGCGCCGGCGGCGGCGGGCGGCCUAAGUGAGCUGGAGCGCCUCGCGCACCCGUCCGCCGCGGCCGCGCUGCGCGCGCUGUGUGCACGGCUGGUGCCCGCCGCGGCCGCGCCGAGGUAUCAGCCGCCGCUAGGGAAGCAGGACUGCCUCCUGCGCCGCCUGCUGUUCUCUCUGUCGUCCAUGCCGCCAGACGUCAGCACGGAGGCGGUCACGCUGCUGCUGCUGCUCCUAUACGAGCCCGACUGCAAAUAUGCCGCCGCUUCCCACCUGCUGGAUUUCUACGGCAUGAUGCUGGCCCAGAUCGCGGCGUCCCGCAGCGGGGCUCGCUCCCUGAUGCGCUCCCUGGAUAGGAUGAUGGUUCAGCUGGUCAACAGCGAUGAGGUUGUGGAGAGGCUGAUGAGGGAUCAGUCCCUGCUGCAAGUCAUGAUGGACGGCGUGUGCCUCGUCACGUCCGGCGCCGUCGCGCGCCUGUCCGGCGCGCCCGGCCCCGCCGCCUCCUUCAGCGCCCAGUGGGCGGGGCCCCUGGCGGCGCACCGCCGCGCGGUGGGGGACCUGACCACGGCGACGCACCACGCGCAGCUUGCGGCGGCGGCGCUGGCGGCGCCGGAGUUGUUUGAGGGGCGCCUGCUGCUGGCGCUCGCGAGUAUCCAGGGCGCGUCGUCGCACAGACGCGUGGCGGUAGGUGACAUGCUGCAGGCGACCCAGGGCCCCUUGGCGGCCUUCCAGAUUGAGUUCUACCUUCUGACAGGCGUCACCGAG